GCUCAUAAACCUUCUUAUCAGAAAAGCACCGAGCUGAUGACGUCAUCAAAACGCAACGAGAGUGUUGCCGAUAUGAAGGUUCAUCGUAACCGGGUCAAGCGGGAUGGCCCAGCGGCUCCACUACCUCCCUCUCUUUCUUUACCCACCCACCAGCCGCCCCCUGGGAUGGAUGAAGAGCAGCCAUGGAAAGGGGUGCCGCCCCCUCCACACUUCCCUUAUAUCAACCAAGUCCCACAUGACAGUAAGACAAGGACACAAACUACCAGAAUGCCUACAACAUCUAGUACAAACCAAUCUGGAGAUGGAACUGGAUCCGCUGUAAGUCAUUUAUAUGGAACAACUCAUUGGACUUUGGCACUCCCUACUUUAUUAUCUCUUGCAAUCCACGUUUUAUUGUAAUUACUGAGCAUCAAAAGUAACAUCUAUUCCUGAAACAGACAAUUUCGAGCGUAUGUAAUGUUCGGCUGGUAGAGAGGAGCGAGGAUAAUCACCAAACGCAUGGCGUGGAAGAAAGAAAUAUAUGAAGUCAUUCCAGCUCCAUCUUCAGAAGAAAUCACAUCUGGGCUUAGACUGACUAUAAAGUAUCGACAUCUAACCCGCUGGAGAUGCCUUGCCAGGUUCGAGUGACGAUAUAUUGCCAGGCCGGGCAAGCCUUUAUCCUCGAGGGAUUGCUAGAAAGAUGGAUAUAAACCUUUGUCUGUACUAUGACUCUCCUGUACAUCAUUCUCUUCAGGUGAGGAUGUGCAUGGAGACGAUUCGGGAAUGAUUGCACCUUCGCAAGAUGGCCUAUUUGUCAUGUAAUGCAUCAAUCAUGGCGGAAUUAACGGCGUCCAAUCUGAUCUCUGGGUUCAAGAUGUUGUUAGUAUCGAGUGAAAAUGAGUACCUUUCGUUUUUAAGUUGUGCUACCCUUACACGAUUAUCCGAAAAUAGAUUGCAUCUCUGGCCCCAUCACCAUGCCCGUGCUAUAACAGCAAAAUGACACGAAUUCAUGAUGACCUUUUCCCGGGACCUUUUAUUCCUGUCUGGCCUUUCGAAGAAAUGUUUUUAUCAGCAUCAGCAACUGGACGGAUCAACAAAAGGGGCGCUAUUGCAGCUCUCAUGUCAUGCAACAUGGUGUUUAAUGCUGGAAGACAGUAAAGGCUUGAUCAGAAAAGGAGGAUACAAU
This is a messenger RNA of Strongylocentrotus purpuratus (purple sea urchin), 1165 nucleotides long. RefSeq lists its product as uncharacterized. The transcript is spliced from 3 exons. The record is from RefSeq and is a predicted model, not a curated record. NCBI's taxonomy places the organism in Eukaryota, Metazoa, Echinodermata, Echinoidea, Camarodonta, Strongylocentrotidae. Bases 37 to 399 code for a protein of 120 amino acids.